Molecule: messenger RNA, 1098 nt
Organism: Penicillium odoratum
Lineage: Eukaryota; Fungi; Ascomycota; Eurotiomycetes; Eurotiales; Aspergillaceae
Product: ATP-dependent (S)-NAD(P)H-hydrate dehydratase
Exons: 3
Coding region: 1-1098 (365 amino acids)
Biological process (GO): metabolite repair
Molecular function (GO): ATP-dependent NAD(P)H-hydrate dehydratase activity
Source: RefSeq, a predicted model, not a curated record
AUGGAGCCAGUCCACCAUGUCACCACCUCAUCGAAGGUCCUCUUCAGCAAGGUCCGCAGGAUUGUCCCACCAAUGCUGGAGAAAUUCCACAAAGGUCUGUACCACCAGGUUCUAGCCGUAAUCUUGAUCAAUCAUGCUAAUGAUCAAUUAGGACAACUGGGCCGUGUAGCAGUCAUUGGCGGCUGUGCCGACCAUGUUCUCUGUGAACGCUCCGCAGCUCCGGUCAUCAAGAGCUAUUCGCCAAACUUAAUGGUACACCCAAUACUGCCAAGCACAGAAACAGUCAAAGAUCCCAAGUCAAUCGACGCACCAACCCUUGCAGGCCCGAUUAUCAGCAUGCUCUCCCGCCUACACGCCCUCGUGAUCGGCCCCGGACUCGGUCGCGACGGCGUCACGCUAAAGAUAGUCGCCGAGGUAAUCAAAGAAGCACGCUCACGAUCCAUCCCCUUUGUGCUCGACGCAGACGGGCUACUAAUUGUAACCGAGGACCCCAGCCUCGUCAAGGGAUACAAGGAAUGCAUCCUGACGCCGAAUGUGGUCGAGUUCGGACGCCUUGCAAAAGCACUAGGGAUCAAGGUACCCAGCCAGGCUGAUAUCGCAAAUGAAGGAGGCGAUAAAACAAGCAAAGAGUCCGAUGCUUGCGAGCAGUUAUCCAAUGCGCUGGGCGGAGUGACGAUUCUGCAAAAGGGUCCUCAUGAUGUGAUUUCUAACGGAGUUACCAGUCUCAUCAAUGAUACUAAGGGUGGACUGAAGCGCAGUGGUGGUCAGGGAGAUACACUUACUGGAUCUUUGGGUACGAUGCUUGCCUGGCGGGCGGCGUAUCAUGACCGGCUGUGGGAUUCGGGAGAGAAUGAGAAUGACAAGGAGGCGCGGAGUAGGGAGGAGGUUCAGGCUGAGUUGGAGUCUGAUAGACGGAUGUCGCCUGGUACGACUUUGCUUCUGGCUGCGUGGGCUGGGAGCAGUAUUACCAGGGAAUCAUCGAGGCGGGCUUUCGAGGCUAAAGGCCGGAGCAUGCAGGCUAGUGAUCUUACCGAUGAGGUACAUGGGAGUUUCUUGCGGUUGAUCGGUGAGCCCGAGGAUUCUCAGGCUCAUCUAUAG